AUGUCCAAAAGCAAACUAUCGUCACUGUAUAACCAUGGUACUACCGUCUCCUUAAAUGCCAAUAGAGGCACAACUGCCAUUGGCAGGGUUUUAUUCAUUUUUACCAGUUUUAUCAGAUUGGCUCACUCGAUUCCAGUUCAUAUUAACAGUGCUUCGACUGCUGCUGCUUCAUCAAAAGAUGGUUCAGUUGAAGUUGCUCAAACUCCAGAACAAUUUUAUGUCAAUUUAUUUACAUCUGCUUUUCUUGUUUUGGCUGGUGGUGUAUUUGCAGGCUUAACUUUGGGGUUGAUGGGACAAGAUGAAGUUUAUUUAAAAGUCAUUUCGUCUAGUGGUGAACCAUCUGAACAAAAAUACGCGAGAAAGGUUUUACGAUUAUUGGGAAGAGGUAAACAUUGGGUUUUAGUUACGCUAUUGUUGUCCAAUGUCAUCACCAAUGAGACUUUGCCUAUCGUCUUGGAUCGUUGUCUUGGAGGAGGAUGGCCGGCAGUUGUUACGUCUACAGUGUCAAUUGUCAUUUUUGGUGAAAUCAUUCCUCAAUCCAUUUGUGUUCGAUACGGUUUGCAAGUGGGAGCAUUGUUCUCUCCGUUUGUUUUGUGUUUGAUGUAUCUUAUGUACCCAGUUGCUUAUCCUUGUGCGUUGUUGUUGGAUCACAUUUUGGGUGAAGAUCACGGUACCGUUUACAAAAAAUCAGGAUUGAAAACCUUGGUCACUUUGCACAAGACUAUGGGUGUAGAACGAUUAAACCAAGAUGAAGUCACCAUUAUUAGUGCUGUUUUAGAUUUAAAAGAAAAAUCAGUUAGUUCAAUAAUGACACCCAUGGAUAGAGUGUACACAAUGAGUGCUGAUACGAUAUUGGAUGAAAAAACAGUGGAGGAAAUUUUCAAUGCUGGGUUUUCUCGUAUCCCUAUUCAUUUACCUGGAGAGCCCGAUAAUUUUAUUGGUAUGUUUUUAGUUCGUGUUUUGAUUAGUUAUGAUCCAGAGGAUGCUUUGCCUGUGGCAGCUUUCCCCUUGGCUACAUUACCUGAAACUGGUGUUGACACUUCAUGUUUGAAUAUCCUAAACUAUUUCCAAGAAGGUAAAUCACACAUGAUUAUUAUUAGUGAAACACCAGGUGAACCAACGGGAGCAAUUGGUGUAUUGACAUUGGAAGAUGUUAUUGAAGAAUUAAUUGGUGAAGAGAUCGUUGAUGAAUCUGAUGUCUAUGUUGAUAUCAACAAGAAUAUCAAGAGAAAACAGCCGGGUCCAUUGUCCAAAAGACAUCUUACUUCAUAUUUGCACAAUUUGUAUCAAAGAGGUGGAGCUACUGCUUCGAAAAGAAAUUCUUUGGAAUCUCAAGAUCCCCCGUCAGAUUUGCUUUCAAGAUUGGAAAGGCACGGAUCUCAAGCAACUGUUAUCUCCUCAACACCAAAGAAUAAGGGUAGUAGUGUCAAGCAGCACGGUGACCAUGAGUCAACUGCUACCGGUGUAACAACCAAUAAUGGGCCAUCUGUCAUGACUGGCAAUUCAGCAAUAGCCAAUGCUGCUGCUGCUGCCAAAUGGAAGAUUCAAAACCCGGCAAUGAAUCCGUUAGAAACUAGUAGAAAAUUUGUCACCAUCAAGAGACCUGAUCAAGGUAAACUUGAAUCUGUUGCCAAAGCAGCUUCACCAGCACCUCCAACACAGCCACAAUCCAUUGAUAGGAAUAAACUAGUUGGUCAAGUGCAUACUACAGAACAAGGAGCUAUUGAUGAAGCACAAAGAAGAUCGGUUGAGUUGCGAGAUAGCACAGAUGACAAGUCAUCAAGUCGAUUCUUGUUGCCAAAUGAAAGAGAAGCAGAUGUGUCGGAAUUACCUGAUGGUGAUAAAGACCACCACAAACAUCAUGAUGGACAUGUCAACAUACCAAUACCGACAGCUUCAACAAGAUUAAAUGGCGAUGGGUCUGGUAUAACCAUUACUGAACAUCAAGAAUCAAGAUCUUAUAGAACUGGAGGUAUCAUUGAGUCAGUAGUCAAUGUCGAUGGUGUUCACAAGACUAUUAUUGAAAAUGUAUCUGACCAUGAUGAUGCUGCUGAUGCUGAUGGUGUUGAUGCAUUGGAAGCGGCCAGUGUCUUGUCUGAUCAGCUGAAAAAGAAGCACAGGAAAAAGAAACCAAGAAGAACAAGCUCUACCAGAUCUGAUUCCUUUAGUAUGAGCAAAUUCAGUGGUGAUGAAGAAGAGAGUAUUUCUUUGUUGAAUGGUGGUGGUAACAACAGUAGCAGACAUUCAUCCGGAAGUGAUAGCAGCAAAGCAAAGAAGAAGAAUCGAAGAUUGAGUGAUCAUGAGUAG
This is a messenger RNA of Lodderomyces parapsilosis, 2307 nucleotides long. RefSeq lists its product as uncharacterized. Gene Ontology annotation, cellular component: intracellular membrane-bounded organelle. NCBI's taxonomy places the organism in Eukaryota, Fungi, Ascomycota, Pichiomycetes, Serinales, Debaryomycetaceae. Gene Ontology annotation, biological process: magnesium ion homeostasis. The transcript has a single exon. The coding region runs from base 1 to 2307 and encodes 768 amino acids. The record is from RefSeq and is a predicted model, not a curated record.